Cyphomyrmex costatus is the source of this 2008-nucleotide messenger RNA. RefSeq names its product cleavage stimulation factor subunit 2 CstF64 (gene CstF64). The record is from RefSeq and is a predicted model, not a curated record. Gene Ontology annotation, molecular function: mRNA binding. NCBI's taxonomy places the organism in Eukaryota, Metazoa, Arthropoda, Insecta, Hymenoptera, Formicidae. Bases 200 to 1633 code for a protein of 477 amino acids. The transcript is spliced from 8 exons. Gene Ontology annotation, cellular component: mRNA cleavage and polyadenylation specificity factor complex. Gene Ontology annotation, biological process: mRNA 3'-end processing.
UGUUGAUACUUCUCUGUGAUUUUUGAUUAUUCUGAUUUUACCAGAUGUGUGCAAGAUUAAACUAUAGUACGCGAUAGCGACGAUAAUACAUACGUAUGUAAAUCCGGUGUCGGUGGUACCGAAUCAUUCAAACGGAGUACUUCGUGUAUUGUUAUUAGACAACUGUAUCACCCAUCUAGUCAGAAACAAAAGCACGAAAAUGAGUAAUUCAACUAUUUCGGAUCAAUCACUGAUGGACAAGUCGAUGCGAAGUGUCUUCGUCGGGAAUAUCCCGUACGAGGCUACAGAGGAGAAUCUGAAAGAUAUUUUCAGCGAAGUUGGACCAGUGCUUUCAUUCAAAUUAGUAUUUGACCGCGAGACAGGCAAACCCAAGGGAUAUGGCUUCUGUGAGUAUAAAGAUCAAGAGACAGCUCUAAGUGCUAUGAGAAACUUAAAUGGAUACGAGAUUGGUGGACGAACAUUACGUGUGGAUAAUGCUUGUACUGAGAAAAGUCGUAUGGAGAUGCAAAGUCUCUUGCAAGGCCAGAACACAGAAAAUCCUUAUGGAGAAGCAGUUCAGUCAGAUAAGGCGCCAGAAGCAAUAAGUAAAGCUGUAGCGUCCUUGCCACCUGAACAGAUGUUUGAACUGAUGAAACAGAUGAAACUUUGCGUUCAAAAUAAUCCGAAUGAGGCACGUCAAAUGCUCCUGCAGAAUCCCCAGUUGGCAUAUGCUCUGCUCCAAGCACAGGUGGUUAUGAGAAUAGUGGAUCCUCAUACAGCUGUCAGUAUGUUGCACAAAGCUAAUCCUAUCCCAGGUGUAUUGACUCCGUCGGAGAAACCAGUCCAGCAAGUACAACCGCGAAUCGAGGAGCCAUGGGCACCACGACCUCCACCACCUAUUAAUGCCCCAGCGCCCAUUUUUGCAGGUCAGGACGUAGAUCUCCGACUAGAGAGACAGAUAGAUCCGUGUGUAACUAGGAAGAAUCAAGAUUUGAGAGGAUCACUGGACAAGGAAUUUAAAUUAAAAAUUGAAUCCGUAAAAACAGGUCAGGACGUAGAUCUUCGACUAGACAGGCAGAUAGAUCCGCGUGUAGCUAGAUUGGAUCAAGAUUUGAGAGGAUCGCCCCAAACACAGCCUACAUCAGUCAGCGCACCGGUGAUACCGAUCACUGCCGAUCCGAGGGGGGCAAAUACAUUUAAUAUAACGGACAACCUUCUUCCUGUGGAAGGAAUUGAGAGUUUCUAUCGCGAUCCGAGAUCCGACAGAUUUGGCAGAGAUUCAAGAGAUCUCAGAGAUUCUAGAGGACCCAUUGAUCCUAGAAUCACAAAAUCUACUCCGACUCCUGUUGCGCCGCCGAUUGUUCCGAGACCAGUUGCCGCACCAACUGUUCCAGCAUCAAGUACCGUAACUAGCAACACGACCGGCUCUUCUAUUACUGCACUUUCGCAGCCUGCGAGUUCUGCAACUUCGAGGCUAGUGGCCGGGAUGUCUCCAGCGGGAAGUAUUCCCAGCGGUGCGUCCGAUCAGGAAAAGGCAGCUUUGAUAAUGCAAGUAUUGCAAUUGUCAGAUGAGCAAAUUGCAAUGCUUCCACCUGAACAGAGGCAAAGUAUCCUAGUGCUAAAGGAACAGAUCGCAAAAAGUACACAACGUUAAGUUAACGCAAAAAACGUUAAUGUAUAAAAAAUAACGCUAAUGUAAAAUCUCUAAUGAUUUUUGCACACAGAAUGCGGCAAUGUUUGGAGCAAGAUUUCAUCAAGGAUGACAAUUGGCGCGAUACCGCAAUAAUUCUUUCGUUUUUAUAGAAAAGCUUUUGUAGAACUUUGCUAUUUUAUGCCAACUUUCGCCGCGCGACAAAUAUUUCUGCGUCUUGUGUGCAGAAAUCACCAGAGUUCUGAAUACAGUAUGUAUCAAACGCAUACGAUGGAUUUCUAUAAAUUUGUAAUAAGAUCUUACAAGGACAAGAGUACAUUUCUCUCUUAUUUUUAAUAUAUCUUGUUCUAUUUAUACAUAAACAAAUAAACUAUGAAA